Bipolaris zeicola 26-R-13 is the source of this 1176-nucleotide messenger RNA. RefSeq lists its product as uncharacterized. Bases 1 to 1176 code for a protein of 391 amino acids. The record is from RefSeq and is a predicted model, not a curated record. Gene Ontology annotation, molecular function: FMN binding; oxidoreductase activity. NCBI's taxonomy places the organism in Eukaryota, Fungi, Ascomycota, Dothideomycetes, Pleosporales, Pleosporaceae. The transcript is spliced from 2 exons.
AUGUCCCCUAAGGAUGUCCCUACACCGUACACACUCGCAGAUGUGAAAGAGAUUGCUAAGAUCAAACUCCCGGAUGAUGUUUGGGAAUAUCUGGAAACUGGAGCAGACGACAAUUGGACCGUCUCCAGAAACGAAGACAUAUACAAAAGAUUGCUGCUGCGACCAAGGAUGCUCAGAAACGUUUCUGCCCUAGACACGACAACGUCCAUCUUCGGAAAACGUUACAACAUCCCAAUAGCACUUGCACCCAGCGCAUAUUAUCGAUUUGCCAGCAAUGGAGGGGAAUUGGAUUCGUCCGCCGCCAGUUUCGACAUGGGUACGGAUUUCACUCUUUCCUCAAAUGCGACGACAUCUCUGGAGGAUGUCAUGCAAUCCUUGCCGCCUCGUGAUGACAGCUACCCCAAACCCUGGUUCCAGCUUUACUCUCUGGGGUCUCGUGCCACUACAGCAGCCCUCGUUCAACAGGCAGAAAAGACAGGCUUUGAAGCUUUGGUUUUAACAAUCGAUACGCCAGUGCUUGGUAAUAGACUGCACGAGAGACGCCAUCCCCUUGAGCUGCCCAAACAUCUUACCAUGUGCAACACUUCUAGUCGGAAAGCUGGCACCGUUUCUCAAGGAAGACUUUUGCUCAAUGCAAGAACGGCAGCUGAAGCAAGACGUGUACAAGAAGAAAAAUUCGACUUUCUCGUCGAUGCCAGCCUACAGUGGUCCGAAUUCGUUCCGUGGCUACGAUCUCAGACCAAGAUGAAGCUGGUUGUGAAAGGCGUCAUGACCGGCGAAGACGCUGAGUUAACAAUGCAGGCUGGAGCUGAUGCAAUCGUUGUGAGUAAUCACGGCGGUCGGCAACUUGAUGGAGUCCCCUCCACCUUGGAAGUUCUCGGCGAGGUUGUCAACGCGGUUCGAGGAAGAAUCCCCAUUAUGUUGGACGGAGGUAUUCGCAGGGGGGGCGACGUCUUCAAAGCCUUGGUCCUCGGCGCAGAUCUAGUCUUUGUUGGAGGUCCUGUCUUGUGGGGCUUAGCUUAUGACGGCCGAAAGGGCGUCAAGACUAUACUGGAUAUUUUGGAAAGAGAACUCACAAGGACCAUGACAUUGGCUGGGGCAAGUAGCAUCAAGAAAAUUGUUCGUAGUAUGCUUGGUGUCUCUGCAUAUGAUGAUGUUAGCGUUGCGAAGCUUUAA